AUGGCAGAUAAUUUUGAUGAUUGCAACUUUUUCGAUGGUAUUUUAAUUGCUAACUCCUAACCCCCUAUAGAUAUUGACGAAGGCAUUUCAAAUAAAGCCAAAGGAUUAGAUAACUAAAUUAUUCAGCAGAAAUUGCACUAGUAUGAUGAAGGCUGCCAGAACCCUCGAUUUGAUAUGCAGCAGCAGAGAGUUGGACUUAACAAACCCUAGAAUUAACUUAGUAUAGGUAGUCUCACCUCAAUUAAUAACUUCAACUAUCACUCUCAAGCUAACAUUACCUCUCCUCAUAGAUAAAAUACUAGUUAAAUGAUUGAAGCAAAUCGAGUUUCACAGAAAAAUGUGAUAUCAGCUUAAGUGUAGCGACUAUAAAAUGCAGAUAUAAAUUAGCUGCAGUAGCACUAAUAAAUGAACUACCUAAGCUAUGAUAAGAAAAAUGGAUAACACUUUAAUUCAUAGCAAUUGAGUCCUGGCGGGACUUAUCAUCAAACGCAUUUCUCAGAGAUGCAGCUAAGUGUGAAUGCCUGUUCGAAUGGUGUGAUAGGCGUUCAGCAAUAUAACCAUAAUAAUCAACUUAGCAUAAACAGUGAGAACAAUAAUAAUUUCAGUAUGGGAUUUGAGAGCAAAAAAUCAUCUAAUGCUGGAUUGUUUUCACCCCUUACGCAAUCAAAUAAGAAGGGUCUAAAUAUGAUGAAUUUGUAUCAGUCUAAUACUAAUCUUAUGAACAGCGGCAAGAGUAAGUUUUCUCCUCGUUCUAAGCUAUCUCCUCAAGCUUCUGCAUCUUAAUACACUUCAAGAUUAUUUAAUAAAAACAACAAAUCUAGAGCGAAUUCUCCACCAAAAGUAAACUUACUAGAAGAAAUUGAUUUUAAAUCUAAUACUAUAAAGGACUUCAAUCAAGCCUACAGAAUAUUAGAAUCAAAGCUAAUUGAAAUAGGUUCUUCGAAUUCCAAAGCUUAGCUUAAGAGCAACCUGCUAAUUACUGAAAAGUCUCUUGACAGAUUCUUGAAAGACAAAAACAAGCAAGUAGAGUCAAAUGAGUCAAAGGAGGAGAUUCACACUAGGCUUUACAACGAGAAAGACAGGUACUUUGAACAGAAGAAGUUUGUUAACAAGAGCAAAGACGAAGUUGAACUGUCAAGGUGCACAUUCAAGCCCAACACUGAUAAGAGGCCGAACUAGGCAAGUAUGAGCAGGGAUAACUUAUCACAGCAGGUUAAAGAGAGUCAUAAUGGCAGUGUUCAAAUCACUUCAUUGCAGCUUAAUAGAUCUUUUGAUAAGUUCUAUCAAGAUUAGCUUCACUUUUUGGAAAAAUCUUAAAAUCUCAAAAAGUAACUUGCAGAAAGUGAAUAGUCAAAGUACCAGGACUUAUUCAAGCCUAAACUAUUCACAAGAGAGUUAACUGGCUCACACAAUGAAAACUCAAGAGUAAUGUCACCGCUUGAAAGGAGUUAGUAGCUUUAUUAAGAAGGCACUCAAAAAAUAAAGCUAUAAAAAGAUUAGAAGCAUCUGCUUAAUCUAUCAGCUCAAUACUAGUCGGAAUUAACUCUUAAGCCUAAGGUUGAUAAGAAAUCUGAAAGAAUGAUCCAGAAGAAGCAACCGAAUAGACAGGCUAUAGAAAAUCUAUACAUGGAUGCUCAGAGAAGAAUAAGGGAAAGAUCUUAGGAGCAUUCGAAUGACAAGGAGAAUAAACUUAGCAAUAGUCAAAGUGCUUCUAAAAUUAUGACUCAUAAGGCAUCUAAUCGACUGAUGAUAGAGAAGAUUGAGAAGGAAAUUUAGAUCGGGUUAUUGCAAAUAGAUCUAGGACUAGAUCUCACUAAGCAAAAUUAAAUCACAUUAGAUCAAGAGUAGUUUAUGCAUUUUAUGGAUAUUCUUGGAUAUCUCAACACCACAAGCAGCGAUAGUGAAGACAAAAAUAAAUAGAUUUGUGGCUUUAUCUGGGAUUAUCUUGGAUGCUAAGCAGGUAUUACUAUUAGAAAUUUGAAACUUCUUCUUUGCUCAAUAUAAAACGUUUGGAUAUAAAGUUGGAUGCAGCAGUAAGAAGGUCCAUUCUAAAUGCAAUCUGGCGAGAAAUAGAAAUCCAAGGGAGAUCUAGCAAAGCAUAAUAAAAAUAACUUCUCUAUGAACUCAGAUUUUGCUUCAUCCACUCCUAACAGAGAUAAAAGAUCAACAAUGGAUGGCAAUACUCCAUCUAUAACGCAGACACAGCCUAAUCAGCUUAAUUCAGAUAGCAAAUAAGGUAGUGUAUAUAAGCAGAAUGCAGAGUAGUCUCAGUCGAAGUAUCAAAGCAAGAAAGAAGAGGAUGAUUCGGGAGAGUUUCAUUUUGAGUCAUAUGAAUAGUUUUACAAAUUUCACUAGCAAUUGCAGAUACUCUAGUUCUAAAGAGCCUAAAAUAACUAUCACUCUCAUCAGCAGUUUAUUAAGAUGUACAAUAUGAGAUCUAACAGGUCUCAAGAUAAAUUCAUCAUUUAGAAUAACAACAACGAUGAAUUAAACGGAGUAAGCUUGGAUAGUUAAGGACCUGUAAAGAAAAUUGCUUAAAUGCACAGUCCAGUGAGUUCUUGGUUCCAACCUAAAAUAUGCAAAAAAUCUGAGGAGCUUGAUAGAAAAGUCAAAGACAAACUUAAUCAGACUAUGCAAACCCAAACAAAAUAAAAUCCAAGUAUAAGCAGAGAGCUAUCUAAGGAUAGACUAACCGAGAGAGCUCUCUUGAUGAUUGAAAAGGGAAACCACUACAAGCAGAAGGUUGAAGAAAAGCGUCAGCUAAAAGCAAUGAAUGAAACUGAUGGCUGCACAUUUACCCCUCAAGUCAAUCAGAAACUUCUUAGAGAGUUGCAGGGUGGACAUAUAAAUGACAGAUAUUAGAAUCAUGAUCCAAGCCAAACCAAACAGGUCUACAGUCAACUAUACGAUAAAAGGAAACCAAGCAGUUCCCGAAAAGAUCGCUCUCCAAUUGAGAUUGAUUUUGACAAGAACAAAAAAGACUGCACUUUUAGUCCCAAUUUUAUUUCAGAGGACUACUAUAAGAGAAAGAUUGCAGGUGCUGGAGUAACUUCUCCAAGAAUGAGAGACAUUCAAGAGGAGAAUAUUCAAGAUUAGAAAAAGGCAGGAGCACCAGGACCGAAUAAGCCAAAGUUUGAUAAGUCAACUGUAAAUAAAAAGUCUCCUAGAUUGUAGUAACAUUCAGCUGCUCAGCCAAUGUAUGCUGCGAAGAAGAAAUCUCCCAAAAAAGCUUUCCAGCCUGGAUACCAAUCGAAUAACCCUAAUAAAUCUUCAUUCAUGCCUGGUGGUAUGCCCUCAAUAUCUAAGUCUGAUGAGAUGAUCACGAUUCUAGAUGACGAGAGAGUGCCUCUACUGUACCUAGAGGUGAAUCUAGGCCACAACAUGGUCUCAAAAUUAGUGGUGUUUGAAGGCGAUGACCCAAACGAGGUGAUAGACUAAUUUGCAAAGCAAAACAACCUCACUGAGGAGAAAAGAAGCAAGCUAUCUCGAGUGGUUAAUGAGCAGAUGGCGGCUAUUUUGCCAAGAAUAGAUGAGGGCGAUGAGGAGUAUCAUUAAGAAGAUAGUGCUCCUCAUAGAGGCAGGAAGCAGUACUACCAGUAGUUUGACUAGAACUAGGAUUGA
Molecule: messenger RNA, 3621 nt
Organism: Stylonychia lemnae
Lineage: Eukaryota; Ciliophora; Spirotrichea; Sporadotrichida; Oxytrichidae
Source: the annotation of a GenBank genome assembly